Messenger RNA from Neltuma alba, 1434 nucleotides. RefSeq lists its product as uncharacterized. Lineage: Eukaryota; Viridiplantae; Streptophyta; Magnoliopsida; Fabales; Fabaceae. The transcript is spliced from 3 exons. Bases 1 to 1434 code for a protein of 477 amino acids. The record is from RefSeq and is a predicted model, not a curated record.
AUGGACUUAGAUGUUCAAAAGCUUAUGGCCCAGAUUUCAAAAAAGGAAGUAAGAGAAGCUGUUUUUCAUCUUCCUAAGGAGAGUGCACCUGGAUCAGAUAGAUUCCAUGCAAGUUUUUAUCAAAAGCAUUGGGACAUAGUAGGUGAGGAUAUCUUCCAAAUGGUACUUCAUUUUUGGAAUUCUGAAUUUCUGCUUAAGAGUUUGAAUAAAACUUUCAUCGCCCUUAUUUCCAAAACUGACAAGCCUCAAUCUUUUAAGGAUUUUCAUCCAAUUAGCCUGUGUAAUGUAUCUUAUAAAAUCAUUUCAAAGGUUUUAAGUAACAAGCUAAAAGGGGUUUUGGACAACAUCAUAGCCCCUAAUCAGUGUGCUUUCCUCAAGGGUUGUCUAAUAUCAAAUAAUAUAAUACUAGCUAUGGACUUAAUCUCACAUAUUCAUUCUUCAAGGGAAAGAAGAAAGAAAAUAACAGCUCUUAAGAUUGACUUUGCUAAGGCUUUUGAUAAGCUUUGUUGGGACUUUGUGUCUGCUAUCAUGAUCAAAAUGAAUCUUCCUACCAAAUGGGUUAAUCUUAUUAGACAGUGUUUGUCAACAGUGGAGUAUCAAAUUCUGCUUAAUGGAUCUCUCUCUGCUUCAAUUACUCCAACAAAUAGCAUACGUGCUAAGAGUAUCUGGUCCAAAUAUCUUGGAUUUUCAUUUGAAUCUAAAUUGGGAAGGUACUUGGGCACUUGGAUUGAUUCAGGUAGAGGCAAGACUCAAAUAUACUCUCAAGUGUUAAAUGCAGUGAAGCAUAGAAUUGCUAAUUGGCAGACAAAACUUCUAUCUCAGGCCUCAAGACUGGCUCUUAUCAAAUCAGUGCUUGCGGCUGUAAAUAUUCAUGUCUUUUCUUGCAUCAAGAUACCAAAACACAUAUGUGAGCAAAUUGACUCCUAUUGUAUCAAUUUCUCCUGGGGAUCCACAAACACUAAGAAGAGGGCUCAUCUUCUUAGGAAAGAGGAAAUUUUUAAACCAGUAGAACAAGGGGGCUUGGGAUUAAGGCCUUUGGCAGUUAUGAAUAGUGCUCGUUUGGCUAAACAGGUUUGGAGAAUUUUAACUUCAGAAGAACCAUCACUAUUAGCAACAUCUUUGAAAAUCAAAUACAUUGAUAUUGCUUCUUCUGAUUUGAUUAAGCAAGAUCUAGCUGACAUGUCGAAUGUUCGAUAUAUAGCGGAUCUUUUAGUGCAUAGAAACUCCUCUUGGAGUAAUGUUGAGUGGAACUCAUCCUUGAUCUAUCAACUUUAUCCUAGUUCCUCAGCUUUAGCCAUUAUGUCUUCUCCUCUCUCUUUCACAGAUACCUCAGAUAAACUGGCAUGGAAAGGAAAUUCCUUGGGUAUAUAUAAGGUAAAAGAUGGAGCUUCCAUUUUAACUAAUGGGGAUAUUGUAGUUUUGGAUGAUUUCUAG